Molecule: messenger RNA, 1175 nt
Organism: Tricharina praecox
Lineage: Eukaryota; Fungi; Ascomycota; Pezizomycetes; Pezizales; Pyronemataceae
Product: Fcf1-domain-containing protein
Exons: 4
Coding region: 154-738 (194 amino acids)
Cellular component (GO): nucleolus; small-subunit processome
Source: RefSeq, a predicted model, not a curated record
CUUUUCGCGACGUCCAGCAUUUCCCACCUUACACAACCACUACGGAAACGGACCACGCUCGCACGACCACGACCGUCCGAAACGUCCACCCUUCGCCGCACAACCUCCGUCGCCUCCGAAAACUACCCCGAACCGUCCCGUCCCGUCACAGCAAUGGGGAAAGCCAAGAAGACCAGAAAGUUCGCACAGGUCAAGCGUAUGAUCUCGUCGCGCGAUGGGCGCCUGAAGCAGAACCAAGAGAAGGAGGCGGAUGCGGCUAAGAAGAAGGAUGUCAGCGAGAUAGUGCGCGAGAUACCUCAAGUGGCAUCCUCCCUCUUCUUCCAAUACAACGAAGCGCUGCGGCCGCCGUACUCGGUGCUGGUCGAUACCAACUUCAUCAACUUCUCGAUCCAGAAGAAGCUGGAGCUGAUCCAGGCCAUGAUGGAUUGCUUGUACGCCAAGGCGACGCCGGUGAUCACCGACUGCGUGAUGGCGGAGUUGGAGAAGCUGGGUCCUAGAUACCGCAUCGCGCUCAGGAUCGCGAGAGAUCCUAGGUUCGAGAGGUUGAAGUGCGACCACAAGGGCACCUAUGCCGACGACUGCAUCGUCAACCGUGUCAUGCAGAACAAAAUUUACAUUGUGGCGACGAACGAUGUGGAUCUGAAACGGAGAAUUCGGAAGAUCCCCGGUGUGCCGAUAAUGAGCUGUGGUACUGGAAAAUACGCGAUCGAACGACUACCGGAUGCUCCCGAGAAAUAAUGAGCACUGUAACGGGAGGUGGCGGUGCGGUGUCGACUCACUACGACGGGGCACGUGGGCACCCGGGGAAAAGGUGGAAUCAUACAGCACGGCGUUUAUUAGGGAUUUGUCCUUUUCUGUUUUCGAAAUCUAGGGAUUUUUGCUCUCAGAUCUUGCCUGGUCUGCCUCUGUACCAGUACAUACUCAAGAUGUAGCCAGGCAUUGUCCACGUAUCUUAUAACCCGGAGAAUCACGGCGCGUCAGAUAUGACCGAGUGAUCAGUCAUGAUUCGGUCCUAAUGUGCGUUUUAAUUCUUAAAACGGCAGAGCGGGUUCAAAAAUGGCAAAUCUCGGAAUUCCGAUUGGCUUCGGAUAUCUGCCUGAUAUCAUUUCGUUUCGGCUUUGGCAUACCUAGAGUAAGAACGAGAGCAUGUUAGCUGCGAUGACAGUUGGUCGAAG